GCCCGACCCAUAAGUCGACGUUGACAACCAUCAGCUGGAGCUACAGCAGAAACUUUCUGCUCAAUGUUUCAGUUUGCACACGAAUGGAAACCCGUGGAACCAUGCGGUGCGUCACCAAGUGACGUCCACACUUAGUCAAAGCAGUUACGCGCGACUCAGUGUGUGUGCGUGUGUGUGUCUGCUUGCAUGUGUGUGUGUGUGUGUGUGUGUAUGGAGUAACAUUGAAAAACGCCUGGGCCAGACAAUUGCCAAAAAAAGUGUAAAGAGCAAACAACGAACAAAGUGAGCCUUGACCUCAAGCAAUGCAAGUGCAAUACGAACAAUAACAUCACAGCAAAGCCAGCAGCAGGCAAAACAAAAGCUAGACAAUCGGAAAAGUCAGAAGUGGGCGCAACACGACGAGUCACUGCGAGUCAAUUAAGCAACUGUAAAAAAGCUAAAAUAAUAACGAGAAAUUAAACGUGCAUCAAAACGGAGCGAAAGCGAAAAACCUUUAUAGAACACUGACGACAAAAAAGAAGAAGAAAGCAAAAAGGAAAACUGUGGCAACAGCAGCAGCAACAGCAUCCGCUGCUCUGGAGCAUGGGUUCAUGCUUUAGCAGCUGUGUUACCGCCACCGCCACCGCCACCGCCACCAACUCCACCGCCACAAAUUCCACAGCCUCGUCGUCUUCCUCCUCGGCUAGCUCCACCACCUGCGUUACGGCCGUCGCCAACAGCUGGCUUCUUUGGCGCCGUCCCAGGGCGAGAGCUCGUGCAGCUGCCGCAGCGGGCACAGAUGAACCGGAAGCAGAGCUGCUGUCGGCCACCAGUGAACGAUGCCAGCGACGUGGCCUUGUCUAUCGCAUAUUAAAGUUCAAGCGGAAACAACAAUGUCCACAAUUUCUGGACAGGUAUUGGGAACAGCAGCCCAGCUAUGCGAAGCUGCAGAACGACAGUGCCCUGACGGAUAUACAGUUGCAAAAUCUGGAUGUACACAAGCUGCUGAAUGCCACGGCGACGCCCAGCAAGGAGACGGAGUUGCAAAACUAUACACGCAUGGCUAGCUCAAGGGCCAGCUCUUCACUGGACCUGGAAUGGGAGCAUGAGUACUCACAGCUGCGGCAGUAUCAGCAGCGACAGCAAAAGGAGCAGCAACCACAACAGGAUACACCGCCCCGAGUGGCCUCCCAGCAAUGCUACGCUUCUCUGGACCAAUUGACGACGGCUGCGUCGCUGGCCGCCAGUCAUGGACGACAUGCGGCAGCGCGUCAAGCCCGACUGAGCGGCCAGCGUUAUGGUGGUUCCUUUACGCGAACCUCCUGCUGCUCCUCAACACAAAACUCCUGGUCACACAUAUCCACGCCCGAGUCGCUCGAAUGGGACAUCGAUGCCGAGCAGGAGCAGCAGCGUCAGCUGCGGCAGGAGGAUGACAACCUGGACGAGGAAACUCUUAAACUAUUACAUCAAAUCGAACAGCUCAAACACCAUGUGCUUCAAGAGACUGGCGACGGCUUAAGCAUGGGCGUAGGCGCUAACGUAGGCGUGGGCGUGGCCGUGGAGGAGCUCAGCGAAGGACUACAAUUUCGAGCAUCACAUUUUGGUGUGACAAAUGGCUCAGAGCUGGAGAUCCAUAUUAGUUGAUCUGUGCACUGUAUAUAUAAUUCGUGUAAGACAUGUAAAAAUACUGAACAAGAGACCUACAAAGGACCUGCAAGGAAUGAUAGAGAAGUGCUUCUAAAAAGCUCCAAUAUAACUGACGUUUUAAAAUACCUUUUAAUAGCAGAUAUUUAAUGCUUAAGUUGGAAUCACUCCCAAUAAGAAACAUUUAUGAAAUGUCGAACAGAAAACUUCACUCAACAUGAGCAAUACUUCGGACAAUCGAAGAGGCUCUUGCAGAUAUGUGAGAUAUUUAGCUAAAGUAGCUAUAAGACAAAGUAUAGAUGUUAUUACGAUAAUUUCGACGUCAAUUAGUACGUUGCUAAUAUGUGUAAAAGCUGUUAUAGAAUAUUAUUUGAUCCGAUUACGAUACCUUAUGAAGCCUGACAGCGGCUGGCUAUAGAGAAUUCUGCAUAAGACCAAGACAUAUGUAUAUAAGAUUAUAAAAUAUCAUACGAUCUGCAAGUGUACACUGGAUAUAAGAUCCAAUUUCUAUAAGAAACAUCUGACAAAAAUAUAUUAAGUUACCUAUAAACUUUGCAUGCGAUGUCAAGGAAACUCGAAAACAAAAUUAUUGCGCAAUUUAAGUGCCUCGCAAACUACACACACAGACAGACACACACACACAGCUUCUUUUGACUCUGGUGCUACAAAGUAGCCUUACUCACACAAGAACUAUCCUAUGAAAGAUAAAAACAAAGAUUUGGAAACCGAAGAACUUACUAUAUUGCAAUUACAAAGAAUAUGCUAACUUUUUAUUAUGUUAAUAAUAUUUGCUAAAUGAUUUUCUAACAAAGAUUCACCCACUUGAACAAGAGAACUUACAGAACUUAUAUAGCAGUUAAAUAUAAUUAAAUAUGCUCCAGUUCGUUAUGUUUUAGAGAUUUAUGCUUUAUGCAGUUGAUGAAGUUAUGACGAUGGAUAUGCUAUUAAUGCACAUAAAUGCAAGAAAUAAUUAUAUUUUCAAAGUUUAUUAGGGAAAAUGCAAACAAAAUACAAAGGUACGUCCUUAUAGAGCGAGUAUUACACAUGUAUGUAUAUGUAUAUGUAUAUGUAUAUUUAGUAGUAGUUGUUGUUGUGGUUCAACUGCGACCGAC
Drosophila hydei is the source of this 2735-nucleotide messenger RNA. Its product is annotated as RNA polymerase II degradation factor 1. The record is from RefSeq and is a predicted model, not a curated record. The transcript has 3 exons. NCBI's taxonomy places the organism in Eukaryota, Metazoa, Arthropoda, Insecta, Diptera, Drosophilidae. Bases 583 to 1623 code for a protein of 346 amino acids.